AUUCACCUGUUAGCGCUGACAUUCACUCGAUCCACACACACUGCUCUCCACUGCACACUCACACACUCGCAGACAGCACACUUCUGCGCUCUUUCCAGCAUCCAAUCCCCUGUUCAGAGAAGAGGGAGCAAUGACUGGCAACCACUGGGGAUAUGGGGAGGACAACGGUCCAUCAGAAUGGUACAAAGACUAUCCCAUUGCAGAGGGUAACCGCCAAUCGCCUAUUGAUAUAGUCCCUUCAGAAGCUGUAUUUGAUGCCAGACUGUCUCCUAUCUGUCUGUCUUACAACAACUGUACCUCUGUCAGCAUAUCAAACAAUGGCCAUUCUGUGGUGGUGGAGUUCAUUGACUCAGAUGAGAGAUCAGUGAUCCGGGGAGGUCCUCUGGAAAACAUGUACAGGCUUAAACAGUUUCAUUUCCACUGGGGAUGCAAGGGGUGCAGUGGCUCUGAACAUACAGUUGGUGGGAAAACCUACGCUUCUGAGCUUCAUCUGGUUCAUUGGAAUGCCAUAAAGUACAAGUCCUUUGGUGAGGCAGCAGCAGCACCUGAUGGCCUGGCUGUCCUUGGCAUCUUUCUGGAAAUUGGUGAUGAGCACAGCGCUCUUCAUCAGAUAACAGAUUCCUUGUAUAUGGUUAAAUUCAAGGGAAGUGUUGUUGAUUUUAAGGGCUUUAACCCAAAGAGCCUCCUGCCGAACAGUCUGGAGUACUGGACAUACCCAGGCUCUCUCACAACCCCUCCAUUGUAUGAGAGCGUCACAUGGAUUGUGCUGAAAGAACCUAUUUAUGUGUCAGAUAAGCAGAUGGGAAAGUUCCGGAUGCUGUUGUUUAACGGAGAGGAAGAAGACGACCGAAAGCGCAUGGAGAACAACUUCCGACCACCACAGCCUCUGAAAGGCAGGACAGUGCGGGCCUCUUUUAAGUAGUUUGGUUGCUUACUGGUGACCUGGACCGCCUAGACCACCAGUUAUGAUCCACUAUGUGUCAAGACUGUUUGAGAAUCACCUCAGAAGUUGAAGCAUGAAUAAUAAGGGUUUAGGGUUUGUUCAAUCAUGUCACUCUCUAUCUGUUGCUUAAAGGUUUUGGCCGAUGACCUCAAACACACUUUGACUUUGACAUUGAGCUCUUUGAAUCCGAGGCUCUACAUUUUUAGAUCCCUUCUCAUCCACCUUUAACAGGCUUGUGCAAACAGAUCCUUGUUGCAGAUAUUUGUGCUUUCAAAGGGUCCAAGCUUGCCGUCGUCUUCUUUCUCACUGCUAUAGGAAAGGGUCAGUAAACCAGGAUCCUGAAAUGUAACCCAUUAGUCGCUACCAGAGACUCUUGCUAACUUUUGAUAUAGGACAUGUGUGGUGUUAUUUAAGCUUUUCAUAGUAAAGCUCAUGGUGCUUCCAGGAAUAUAGUCCUGGUGGUGGCAGGAUGGCACUGCAUUAACAGUGAAAGCUGCAUGAAAACCUUGAAAUGCCUCAGUAAUGUAGAUAGCACUUCUGUUUAUCUGAUUGUUGUGACUCCAUGAAGUAAAUCUUUACAGGAUCUUUGAUCAACACUGCUGUAGUGAAUGUCCCUGUGCUGUCAGUGAAGCCUUAUAAAUGCUCUGACAGUAAUAGUAGGGUGAUGAUAGAUGACAGAAGGUUAAAAUGACUAACUGAUUACACUGUUCAUACUUUAAAAACAGUUCCUAUUAUUAAUGUCAUUCCUAAUGGAAUCUCUGGCAUGGCUGUUGGAGUGUUAUGGAAGAUCUCUACUCCUAGACAUCAUCCAGCUGGAAUGGCAGGGAUUUUCUUUUGGGUGUAUUUGGUGGCUGGCAUGGUUUCAUAUAUAUAUUUUAUAUAUUGCAUUUAGUUUUUAUGUUAAACAUGUACAAAAUAAAAUUAUUUUAAUAAUC
This is a messenger RNA of Carassius gibelio (silver crucian carp), 1878 nucleotides long. RefSeq names its product carbonic anhydrase VII (gene ca7). The record is from RefSeq and is a predicted model, not a curated record. Gene Ontology annotation, molecular function: zinc ion binding; carbonate dehydratase activity. Gene Ontology annotation, cellular component: cytoplasm. Gene Ontology annotation, biological process: regulation of intracellular pH. The transcript has 7 exons. Bases 131 to 922 code for a protein of 263 amino acids. Lineage: Eukaryota; Metazoa; Chordata; Actinopteri; Cypriniformes; Cyprinidae.